Messenger RNA from Hirundo rustica (Barn swallow), 3506 nucleotides. RefSeq names its product nuclear casein kinase and cyclin dependent kinase substrate 1 (gene NUCKS1). NCBI's taxonomy places the organism in Eukaryota, Metazoa, Chordata, Aves, Passeriformes, Hirundinidae. Gene Ontology annotation, molecular function: double-stranded DNA binding; single-stranded DNA binding. Gene Ontology annotation, biological process: double-strand break repair via homologous recombination; interstrand cross-link repair. The record is from RefSeq and is a predicted model, not a curated record. Gene Ontology annotation, cellular component: cytoplasm. Bases 102 to 986 code for a protein of 294 amino acids. The transcript has 8 exons.
CCAGCGCUCCCGCUCGCUCCGGGCGGCCUCGGCGGCCCCGGCGGCCUCAGCGUCCCCGUUCGCUCCGCGCCCAGCCCCGGGCGGCCCGAAGCGCCGGGAAGAUGUCGCGGCCCGUCAGGAACAGGAAGGUGGUCGAUUACUCCCAGUUUCAGGAAUCAGAUGAUGCUGAUGACGAUUACGGAAGAGAUUCGGGUCCCCCAUCCAAGAAAAUCCGCUCGUCUCCGCGAGAGGCCAAAAACAAGAGGAGAUCUGGGAAGAAUUCUCAGGAGGACAGUGAGGAUUCAGAAGACAAAGAUGUGAAGACUAAGAAAGAUGAUUCACACUCAGCAGAUGAAGAUUUUGGCAGUGAAGACGAUGACGUCGGAGCUGACGACGGCAAAGCCGACAGCGACUACGAGAGCUCUCAAAAAAGCAAAAAAGGAAAGAAGGCUAAACCAGACAAGAACAAGAGAGCAGCCUCCAAAUCCAGGAAAAGGCCUGCAGAGGACAGCGAGGAUGAGAAGGAAGAUCACAAAAACGUUCGUCAGCAGCGGCAGGCGGCGUCCAAAGCAGCCUCCAAACAGCGGGAGAUGCUCAUGGAUGACGUGGGGAGUGAGGAGGAAGAGCAGGAGGAUGAUGAGGCACAGUUCCAGGAGACAGAUUCAGGAAGUGAUGAAGACUUCCUCAUGGAAGAUGAUGAUGACAGUGACUAUGGCAGUUCAAAAAAGAAGAAUAAGAAGGUCUCCAAGAAAUCCAAGCCAGAGAGGAAAGAAAAGAAAAUGCCCAAGCCCAGGCUAAAGGCCACAGUGACCCCCAGCCCAGUGAAAGGCAAAGGGAAGGCAGGUCGCCCCACAGCUUCCAAGGCAACAAAAGAAAAGACCCCAUCCCCCAAAGAAGAGGAUGAAGAGCCUGAAAGCCCCCCAGAAAAGAAAAAAUCAGCCAGCCCUCCACCAGAAAAGUCAGGGGAUGAGGGAUCUGAAGAUGAAGCACCCUCUGGUGAAGAUUAAAAUGGCAGUGGAGGAAAAUCUUUGUUUAAAAAAAAAAAAAAGAGGAAAAAAAAAAAAAAGAAAGAGGAAAAGAAAACAAUACUUAGGGGUAGAACACGGUUUUGGCUGUGGCUUGACUCAUGGGCUUUGAAUGCUGUCUUUACUUUCAGCUGUUUAAUACAGUGUAUCCUUUUUUAAUAAGAGGAAACCCUUCUACAGUAAUAUUUUGAAGUCAAUGUUCUCUGUUGGCCAUUCCGUUCUCCCUCCCCUGCCAAAUCUGGAAAGCCAUUUGGGACAAAUUAACAGACCAUUCAAUAUUUUAUUUUUAUUUUUUCCAAGGGAUACUGCAGUUGUGAAGCAAUAAGGUUUGAGACUGAUCUGUGGAAACUAUACUUACAAAAUCCUUAAGUAGAAUAGAUUAUCCCAGUGCUGGUAAGAGCUGUUUAAAACUAUUACUCUGCAUUUGGAAUAUAUGGAGAAAAAAAAAAAAAAUAAUGAACCUCUGCUUUAAUAGACUUUGAGAGGAAUUCACCCUCUGCAAAAAUGUAGUUGAUCUAAUUCCAGUGGAGGAGGAUGGAACACGGGGAGGAAUCCUGUGUUUCUUGGAUUCAGGCACGUUUUUCAUGGAAAGCACUCAAGAAACUCGGAGAUGCUCCGGUGUCUGAUUUAGAAAAGACCCUCCAGUCAGGAUGGGAAAUCUUUUGUCUCUGCUGGAUAGAAAAGUGUUCUGCUGUAGGCAAAUUGCAGCCCAUUCCAGAGAAAUUCAGAUAUUCAACCUACAGCCUCCCCACAUCCAUUCACCCUUCCUUUAUUCCUUCUGGAGAGGGGCAGAACGGGGAAGAGAAAUUGCAAAAUCAUUUUUAAAACUGCUUCCCAUUGGGUAUGGUGGGAAAGGUUUUUAUUGCAGGUUUUUCCAAGGAAAAAAAAAUAACAGAUAAUGUAAAAUGGAAUUCUUCAGCUUUUGGGGCGAGGGUUGUCCUUUUGUGGGUGUGAGCAAAGGAUUCCUGUAGUGCUCUGGUCACUUGAGAUCCCAUGAGUCGGGCUGGUUUCUCUUCCCUGCCUCCUCCUGCCCCCAGCAAAGCUCCAGGGAUCCCUGGCAGGGGGCACAGCGGGCACUGGGCAGCUGCAGGGGGGCACUGCCCUGUCCCACCCUGCUCCCUGUGGGGUCUGGGGUCAGCUCCUCACCCUGCUCCCUGUGGGGUCUGUGGGGUCAGCUCCUCACCCUGCUCCCUGUGGGAUUCACUCAAUAAUCUGUCUGUGGGAUCUGUUCCCCUCCUGCCUGUAGGAUCUGCUCCCGGUUCUGCCCGUGGGAUUUGUUCAAUCCCGUCCUGCCUGUGGGUGCUGUGGGAUCUGCUCCCCUCCUGCCUGUGGGAUCAGCUCCCACGCUUUCUGUAGGAUCAGCUCCUCACUCCUGCCUGUGGGAUCUGUUCUGCUCCUCCUGUGGGGUCUGCUCCUCCCCUCCUGCCUGUGGGGUCUCACCCUUCCUGUGGGAUCUGUGGGAUCAGCUCCCAGCCCUGCCUGUAGGAUCUAUGGGAUCUGUAGGAUCAGCUCCCAGCCCUGCCUGUAGGAUCUGUGGGAUCUGUAGGAUCAGCUCCCAGCCCUGCCUGUAGGAUCUGUGGGAUCUAUGGGAUCUGUAGGAUCAGCUCCCAGCCCUGCCUGUAGGAUCUAUGGGAUCUGUAGGAUCAGCUCCCAGCCCUGCCUGUAGGAUCUAUGGGAUCUGUGGGAUCAGCUCCCAGCCCUGCCUGUAGGAUCUAUGGGAUCUGUAGGAUCAGCUCCCAGCCCUGCCUGUAGGAUCUGUGGGAUCUAUGGGAUCUGUAGGAUCAGCUCCCAGCCCUGCCUGUGCUGUUUUCCCUGGAGCUGGGAGCAGCUGGGUCGGGUCCCUGGCAGAGCAGGACGCUCGAGGUGUGUGCUGGCAUUUCCAUGGGUUUUUUAUCCAAGCAGACAUAGCCUUUCUUCCUUCCUUUUUUUUUUUUUUAAUUUUAUUUUCUAAACCUCAUUAAACCCCCCAAACCUUGGUUUUCACACCCUCAGAGUUUUCUGCCGCCUUUGUUGGUGGAAACAUUGAAAACUGGACCUGCCAUUUUUAUUUUUAUUUUUUUUCCUCAAACCCUCUGUGCUUCUGUCCGUUGCUCACGUUCUCUUCCAGCUGACAAGCUUCGCAUCCUUCUUGUUGUUUUGGGUUUUAUUUUUAUUUUUUGUCACAGAAUUACCCAUCUUGUAACCGGCCUCUGGAAGGUAACAUAAGGCAGCUAAUGAAUGAGUUGGGAUUUCUGGUGGCAGCAGCUUUGGGAUCCUGUUUGGGAUUUUGGAGAGCUCUUGGAUGUGGUACACUAAAUCCCGUCAGGAAGGACCCUGAAUCCACAGGGGGCUGUAGGACAGGUGUGGAAUGGGAUCGGUCAUUGUCCUGUGUGAUUCCCUAGCCCUGCAUUUCAUUGAGGCUGGUAAAUUCCUUCACCUUAUAAAAAUUGAAGUUCUCUAACGUUCUUGACUCAUGGAACUACUGUUGCCGUUACAAUAAAGAUGAUGUUGUUUCAUUGUAAA